CCAAUUCAAAACCACAUGCCACUUUCUGCACUCCCCCCACAAGCCCCAGACAGCGUGAAGAGUGAGAGAGGAAGAGACAAGAGGGAGAAUCACCCAGAGAGGAAAAACGGCAGAACAGAGAAGGUUUUAAGCAUGCCAGCAUAUGCCACCAACAUGAGGCUCAAGUUCCCCAUUCUGGCCUUAAUACUGGAAGCCGUGACCAUUGUCCUGUACGCUCUCCUUGUGGUAUAUGACACCGGUAAAGCUCACAAAGAUGGGAGUCAUGAAGAAUCGAAUACAACUCAUUCAAGCAGCCCAAUGACCCUUUAUCCCAUGUUUCAGGACGUACACGUGAUGAUCUUCAUUGGCUUCGGUUUCUUGAUGACCUUCCUAAAGAGAUAUGGCUUCAGCAGUGUGGGCAUCAACCUGCUGCUGGCUGCCUUUGGCUUGCAGUGGGGUCUUCUCCUCCAGAACAUCUGGCACAUGCACGAUGGAAAAAUCAGUGUCAGCAUCAAUAGUAUGAUUAAUGCUGACUUCAGUACAGCAACUGUUCUGAUCUCAUUUGGAGCGGUUCUGGGGAAAACUAGCCCUGUCCAGCUCCUCAUCAUGACCCUGCUGGAGAUCACUACCUUCUGCAUCAAUGAGCAUUUGGUUGUGGAAGUCCUUGAGGUUUCUGAUGUUGGUGCCUCUAUGACUAUCCAUGCGUUUGGGGCUUACUUUGGAUUAGCUGUCGCCCGUGUUCUUUAUCGCCCUGGUCUUAAGAACGGCCACGAGAACGAUGGCUCAGUCUAUCACUCAGACUUGUUUGCAAUGAUCGGCACAGUCUACCUGUGGAUGUUCUGGCCCAGCUUUAACUCUGCGAUUGCUGAACCUGGCGAUGCUCAGCUAAGAGCUGUUAUCAACACCUAUUUCUCUCUGGCUGCUUGUACUCUUGCUGCCUACGCUACCUCCAGUCUGGUGGAGAAGAAGGGGAAACUUGACAUGGUUCACAUUCAGAACGCCACGCUGGCUGGAGGAGUCGCUGUGGGUACCUGCGCUGACAUGGACAUCCAGCCUUUUGGAGCAAUGUUGAUCGGAAUCACUGCAGGCGUUAUCUCCACCGUUGGAUUUAAGUUCCUGACUCCCAUACUCGCCUCUAAACUUGGGAUCCAAGACACCUGUGGUGUGCAUAACCUCCACGGCAUGCCAGGGAUCCUAGGAGGCCUGGCCAGUAUUGUGGCGACAGCACUAGGAAAGAAACACAAUGUUUCACCAGGUACACAGGCAUGUGGUUUGGCAUCAUCUCUUGGGUUUGCUUUGGUGGGAGGGUUGGUCACAGGCCUGAUAAUGAAGAUUCCAUUCCUGGGGCAGCCACCUGAUCAAAACUGCUUCGAUGACUCAGUCUUCUGGGAGGUGCCUGAGGAAGAAGAGGAACACGCAGAGCGCUUGACUCACGGCGAUUAUGCCAAGACCAAAGAGGAGGCUUGAAGCUCUGCGCAAAACCAGCUCACUUCACCGAUCAAGAGACCCAGUCCAAUAAGCAACUCAGGGGCUUUUUAACGUCAGCAUCUACUGCAUUCUCUAAAAUCCUCAACAGUGAACUCACCAUAAGUACUAAGUGAUGUCAAUUUAUUAUUAUUUUUGUAAUGUGUGCCUUUUUUUCUAAAUACAUGCAGCUAAAUUAAAAAUAAAAACACCUGCAACUCAUAUUAUGACACUGAGAAGUGGCAUCUCAACCCUUUUAUAAUUUGCCAUUAUGAAAUUAAAUGUAAGAAGGUCAAAGAAUAUUACCAGAACGUCACUAAGCUAACUCAGAGCGGUCAGGUUUUGUUGUCGUCUGUUGAACUGCACAUAACUGAGUAAUUGCUCACUGAAAUCUGAGCCGAUGCAAGAUAUUUUGCUUAAGUGUCUGUUAUCAAAGUAGCUCAUUUUACCUCAAAUAAGCUUUUUUUGUACAGACCCAACUUUUAUCAUCACUAGAGAAUUUGACCACUGAUUUUUUUAUUUUUACGGUCAUAUAUACUAGUUCACUUCCAAAGAGAGAUCCUUCUUCAACUUUCUUGCAACAAGUUGCUUAUUAUUGUGAUCAGUAACAAC
Carassius auratus (goldfish) is the source of this 2055-nucleotide messenger RNA. Its product is annotated as ammonium transporter Rh type A-like. Gene Ontology annotation, molecular function: ammonium channel activity. Lineage: Eukaryota; Metazoa; Chordata; Actinopteri; Cypriniformes; Cyprinidae. Bases 16 to 1446 code for a protein of 476 amino acids. Gene Ontology annotation, cellular component: plasma membrane. The record is from RefSeq and is a predicted model, not a curated record. The transcript has 10 exons. Gene Ontology annotation, biological process: ammonium homeostasis; ammonium transmembrane transport.